Molecule: messenger RNA, 1914 nt
Organism: Staurois parvus
Lineage: Eukaryota; Metazoa; Chordata; Amphibia; Anura; Ranidae
Source: the annotation of a GenBank genome assembly
AUGGGGAUCAAAGUUCAACGUCCUCGUUGUUUCUUUGAUAUAUCAAUUAACAAUGUUACAGUUGGAAGAGUUGUCUUUGAACUGUUUACAGAUACCUGUCCAAAAACAUGUGAAAAUUUCCGAUGUCUCUGCACAGGUGAAAAGGGUAUUGGAAAAACCACACAGAAGCCAUUGCAUUACAAAAAUUGUUUGUUUCAUCGAGUAGUAAAGGAUUUUAUGAUUCAGGGAGGAGAUUUUAGUGAAGGAAAUGGAAGAGGAGGAGAAUCUAUAUAUGGAGGAUUUUUUGAAGAUGAGAACUUCUCUGUUCAACACAACAAGGAAUUCCUUCUGUCCAUGGCCAAUCGGGGCAAGGACACCAAUGGCUCACAGUUUUUUAUAACAACAAAGCAAACACCUCACUUGGAUGGGCUCCAUGUUGUUUUUGGUCAAGUCGUAUCCGGUCAAGAAGUGGUAAGAGAGAUUGAAAAUCAAAAAACUGAUGCUUCUAGCAGACCGAGUGCAGAAGUCAGAAUACAGAAUUGUGGAGAACUUGUUCAGGUUCAAAAAUCUAAAUCUAAAAAAGAGAAGAAGAGGCACAAAUCUUCCUCCUCCAGUGACACAGAAGAUUCAAGUGGGUCUGAUUCCUCUUCUGAUUCAUCAUCAGACUCGGAAGAGGAAGAAAAAUCUAAAAAGAAGAAAAAGAAGCACAAGAAAACUUCCAAGAAACAGAAAAAGGGAAAGAAAAAGCGAAAAAAGAACAAGAAAAGUUCUGAGAGUGAAAAUGAAGAUGAGGUUCAAGUCACAUCCACUGUACGUCCAGAAGAGAUCCCCACUGUGCCAGAGAACAAGUUCUUAAUGAGAAGAAGUCCACAGAGAGUUGAUGAGAAAGAAGCACGAGGCAAUGACAGAGAACGAGAAAGGGAAAGCAAUUCCCUUUACCAGAGAAGACUUUUGGUAACGAGGUCUGGAAGAAAAAUUAAAGGAAGAGGCCCCAGACGCUACCGUACACCAUCAAGAUCUAGAUCUAGAGAUCGAUUUAGAAGAAGUGAGACUCCCCCACACUGGAGGCAAGAGAUGCAGAGAACCCAGAGGAUGAGAUAUUCUAGUGGAGAACGCUGGAUCAAGGGAGAUAAGAGUGAAAUGAAUGAAAAAGACAAUCCAAAAAGUCCAGUUCGAGGAAGGGAGAGGAAACUGUCUGACCAAAGGGCUCCAUCUGAGAGUCCAAGCAAAAAAAACGACCAUGGGAAGAAAAGCAAAGAUCGCAAAUCAAGCAGCAAGGAAAGGGAGUCUAAGAAACAUGGCAAAGAUGAAAAAGAGGAUAAGUCAUGGAGCAAAAAAAGAGCAAAGUCUGAUAGCCGGAGUGAAAGUAAGGAAAAUGCUAAAAGCAGCAGAGAUGCCAAGCACAGCAAGCGUGAUCGGACCAGAUCAAGAAGCAAGGGAAAAGGACAUGAACGGGAAAGAGAAAAAGAAAAACAAUCAGACAGCAAAAAAAAAGAUAAAGAGAGAAGCAGAAGUAAGGAGAGAGCAAAACAAAGCAAGUCAAAAAAUGAAACUUCAAAAAGUAAAAGCAAAGAGAGAGGUAGAAGUAAAAGCAAGGACAGAGCGAGAAGCAAAGAGAGAGUAAGAAGUAAGAGUAAAGAGAGAAGGAAAAGCAAAGAGAGGGGUAGAAGUAAAAGUAAGGAAAGAAUAAAAAGUAAAGAACGUGGUAGAAGUAAAAGCAAGGAAAGAAGGAAAAGUAAGGAACGAGGUAGGAGUAAAAGCAAGGACAGAAAAAAAAAGUAAAGAACGGGGUAGAAGUAAAAGCAAGGAGAGAAAGAGAAGUAAAGAACGGGGUAGAAGUAAAAGCAAGGAGCAAGGCAAAAGUAAAGAACGGGGUAGAAGUAAAAGCAAGGAGCAAGGCAAAAGUAAAGAACGGGGUAGAAGUAAAAGCAAGGA